Protobothrops mucrosquamatus (brown spotted pit viper) is the source of this 1615-nucleotide messenger RNA. It is a transcript of the gene AMIGO1, whose product is annotated as adhesion molecule with Ig like domain 1. The record is from RefSeq and is a predicted model, not a curated record. The transcript has a single exon. NCBI's taxonomy places the organism in Eukaryota, Metazoa, Chordata, Lepidosauria, Squamata, Viperidae. The coding region runs from base 1 to 1578 and encodes 525 amino acids. Gene Ontology annotation, molecular function: protein binding.
AUGUGGUUUCAGGAUGGUCCGGUGUCCCGCCAAUGCCUCGCUCGGAGCUUUCAAGCGUCUUGGCUGCUGGUGCUAUUGAGUUUGGGCACUGGACGGCAAGGGGGGUUGGCACUGAAUUGCCCCAAGAAUUGUGUGUGUGCCAGCAACCUCAUCAGCUGCUCCAAAGCCGACCUGAAAGUCUUCCCUCACCACCUUCCUCAUUACGCCGCUGUCCUGGACUUUAGCCACAAUCAGCUGACCCACCUUCGAGCAGAGUGGACCCCUAUCCAGCUCUCUCAUCUCCAUUCGCUGUUCCUCAGCCACAAUGGCCUUUUCUUCAUCUCCACCGAGGCCUUCAGCAACGUCCCCCACCUGAAAUACUUGGACCUCUCCUCCAACGCCAUUGAUAUGCUGGGAGAGAACAUCUUCAGCAAACUGACUGAGCUGGAGGUGCUCCUCCUAUAUAGCAACAAGAUCUCCAAGAUUGACCGCUCGGCUUUUGAUGAUAUGGCCAACCUGCAGAAACUGUACCUUAGCCAUAAUGAGAUCUCCCGCUUCCCCCUGGAGCUGGUAAAAAAAGGAGAGGCCAAGCUUCCCGAAUUGGCACUGCUGGACCUUUCUUUCAACAAGAUCAAGAGCCUGCAGGUGAAGGAGGUCAGUGGGCUCCCGGCCUGGAUGAAGAACGGCCUCUAUGUUCACAGCAACCCUCUCGGCUGCCACUGUGAGCUUUACAACCUCUUCACCCACUGGCAGAAACGGCAGCUAAGCUCAGCUGUGGACUUUGAGGAAGAGCUCCAGUGCUUGGAUCAGACCAAGAAUAAAAACGUCACAAUUUCCAACCUGUAUGAUUCAGAGGGCAUGAACUGCAGUGCCUUCAAGGAGCAAGCCCUAGAGUUCCACCGUGGGGACACAGUAACCAUCAAUUGUGAUACCAGGCAACGAGAAGUGACAGUUACGGAAUGGGUGACACCCCGGUACGAGCACGUUCAACAGGAGGAUGAUAAUAACUCCAUUACUCUGCUGCCAAAUGGAAGCCUUCUGAUAAGUAAUAUCAGCAUAGAGGAUAUGGGUCUGUAUACCUGUCAUGCAGUAAGCCAGGUGAUCAAUGAGACCCUUUAUGUGCAAGUCACAGUCCAUAACUUUACCCUUCAUGGAGCCCCAGACAUGUUCAACACAGCCUAUACCACGCUAGUGGGCUGCAUCCUGAGCGUCAUUCUUGUGCUCAUCUAUCUUUAUCUGACUCCAUGCCGUUGCUGGUGCCACAGCAAUGAGAAGCAGGCUAACCAACAAGAGGACAGUAUCAACUCUUCAGUGCUCAGCACCACUCCAAAUCACAAUGCUGAAGUGACUGGGGACAAGGAAGGAUUAAAUCGGAACACAGUGCCAAGCAGAGCCCAAGGCCAGAAUGGCAAAUGCAAACCCACCAACUCCCCCAAACAUGCACCCAAAGGAGUCCAGAAGAUAGAGAGAAAAUUGUCAGAUCCAGAUUCAGUCAGCUCAGUCUUCUCUGACACUCCCAUUGUGGGGCCCUCACCAAAUGAAGGUGGGAGAGGAAGCAGUAGGGACAAGGCAGGGACUGAAUUAGUUGGACUGCUGUGAUCAUUCAGGCUAUGAAAGGAAAGAAUAGGAACAGAUC